CCCGCACAUACGAUUGACGUUCUUCCGCACCAUCAAUCUCUUCUCCAUGUUUGGGGCAUUUCCAGUUUUUGUGACAGAUGGGGCACCAUCUCCUCUCAAGUCUCGGGCAAGGAUGGCAAGAUUCUUCCGAGCAUCGGGGAUUGAUACAUCAAGUAUGCCUGCAUCAGAAAAGGAAAUUUCCGUUGAGAGGAACAAGGCUUUUCUAAAGUGUGUGCGCGAAUGUGUUGAGUUGCUCGAACUCCUUGGAAUGCCUGUUCUAAAAGCUAAAGGGGAAGCUGAAGCGCUCUGUGCAGAGCUGAAUAGAGAAGGACUUGUUGAUGCUUGUGUUACUGCUGAUAGUGAUGUAUUUCUCUUUGGAGCUACCUGUGUUAUCAAGCACAUCCAUCCCAACUCAAAAGAUCCGUUUGAGUGCUACUAUAUGUCCGAUAUUGAGGCUGGUCUUGGGCUGACAAGGAACCAUUUGAUAGCAAUUUCUAUUUUGGUAGGAAAUGACCAUAAUCUAUCUGGGGUACGUGGCAUUGGUUUAGAGACAGCUCGCCGGUUUGCCAAGUCUUUCAGCAAAGAUGAGAUUCUAGACAGGUUACUGGAAAUAAGCAGGGGAGGAACUGUGGAAUCAAAUGAUAUUGCCAGUGCAGAGGGUGGUGAUUUCGUGGCAUGUUCCAGUGAGAGCCCUCGAAAACCAAAACUUCCACAUUGUUCAUUCUGUGGACAUCCAGGAAGCAAGCGGGCUCACCUCAAGUCUGGUUGUGAGUUCUGCAGCAACACUGGUGAGGAUUGCAAGCAGAAAGCCCCGGGUUUCACGUGUAGCUGUUCAUCAUGUGAUAUGGAUAGGAAAGAAAAUGAACAGAGAAAAAAUGAAAAUUGGCACAUUAAAGUCUGCAGAAAGAUUGCAAUGGAGGACUUUCCACAUGAUUUGAUCAUUAAGAUGUACUUGCACAAUGACAACAGACACAGCGAUGAUGGCCGCAAGAAGAUAUCGUGGACAAACCCAAAAACUGAUAUGCUUGUUGAUUAUUUAGCUUUUCACCAGCAAUGGGAGCCUUCAUAUACGCGGAAGAGAAUGCUUCCAAUGCUAUCAACUUUGUUUUUGAGAGAUGUGGCUGCUUCAAAUCCUGAAAACCUUUUGCUCUAUGGGCAGUACGAGUUUGAUCACAUUAACCGUCAAGAGAAUAUGAAAUCUAAUGUGUUUGAAUAUUUAACAGAAGAUCCUGAUAGGAUGGAGAUUCAUUUCAAGAAAACCCGAAGAGCUGAUGAAGUUAUUGAUUUAACAGAAGAACCUGAUGGGACGGAGCUUAAUAUCAAGAAAACUGAGAUUGCUGAUGAACUAAUAGAUCAUACAGAAGAUCACGGAAAAGCAAUUCACACAACUGCUGAUGAUACCCACACGGUUACCUUCAAAAAGCCUGACUGGACUCCAGAAACUUCUAGGAGAGGCGACGAAGAAAACUAUUUGACCAAUGAUGAGCUUGAACUGCAUGAUGAAGCUGGGAGAGAUGAAGUGAUAAUUGAUUUAACCGAAGAGCUUGAUGAUGGGCCAGAGAUUCAUAGAGAGGAUGGUUGCUGCUAUUUGUCAACUGAUGAAGAUAUAGAGCUUGUUCGGAAAGCCUUUCCAGAAAAGGUGAACCAAUUCUUGAAGCAAAAGGAGUUGAUAGAAGCAAAGUCGGCACGAAAAAGAAGGGGUGUACCUGAAAGUUCAGUACCCUCCGGCGAGAUUCAGCUCAGAAUCAGUGAGUUCUUUCCAUCAUCCAAGCCCACCACCAGCCAGACAAAGCUUGAUGGGAGAAAAUCAAUCAUUAGCUCAAGCAGUUCUAGUGCUUCCAAAAAGGAACAAAAAGAGCAACUUUCCAACCUUAGCAAGUUAUCGACAAAGGGGGCCGAGAUCAUCCAAGCCAUUGAGAAGGAACUGAAUCUUCGCGUCUCUUCGAUGAUGCCACGAGAAGUGGAGUUGGAUACCAAAGGCAAAGAAUGCAAUGUUUCAUCAUAUCUUAUAGACUUUUUGGAUAUGAACGACAUGAGAGAGCUGUGGCAAUCUGCUGCCAGAAAAGCAGCAAGUGGUGUUGAGGAGAAUGGUUACAAGAAGAGUGAUGCUUUAACAUCUCAUGUGGAGACUAGUGAUUGUGAGGAGAGGAACCAGGGCCAAAACCGGAAGAGAAAAGAAACGGAAGAGGGCAUGGAAACAAGUGAAGAGUGUGAGACUAAAAAGAAGCCGAGGCUGAACUGGACUCCGGAUAUGCACCAGAGAUUUGUGGAGGCCAUCCAGAAGUUAGGCUAUGACAAGGCUGUUCCCAAGAAAAUCGUCGAAUUUAUGAAUGAGCCAGGGUUGACAAGAGAGCAUGUUGCCAGCCAUUUGCAGAAAUAUCGUACGAAUUUGAAAAAAGGUCAAGAAUCUUCAACCGAUUUUUCUUAUGGUCUGAACUUGGCAAAAGAAUCUACAAAGCCAUUAUAUGGAUCAUCUCUUUCUACCCUAAACUGCAACCCUUCACAAAGACAUUCCUCCCCCUUUGAUGGGAACAGUUCAGUCUUUUCCACGCCGUCCCCUCUCCUUCGCCAGUCCUACUUGCUCAACCCCAACCUCCUGGCUUCCAUGUCAACCUUAGCAGUUCAACCCCAUAUCCGCCAUGGUAACAGCAAUCAAGGGGUUCUGAGCCAUGUUCUUUCGCCAAAGCUGUCAUCUUUUGAUGCAAUGCUGCACCGGAAACAAAUGAACCGUGAAGGGCCGAUGGAGUUCCAGCCGAGCUUUGUUCCCAAAAUGCCCUUAAGAGGGAACUUCACAGUUUAUGGGGAUGAGAAAAGGAGCAUGCUUUUGGCAGUCCCAAACAGGCGGGAAUCAAGCCAUCACAGUCUUGCCAUAAACCAACCCAACACUUGUGAUUCCAACUUCAGGUUUCUUGGCCUUAGAGUGGUCAAUGAUGAACUCCAGUUUGGGGACAAGAGUUCUAUAAGCUGCACAGACAUUCAAAGAGAAAGCAGUUCAUCAUUAACCACUGAUUGGGUUUCUGGGAAUGCAGAUUCUGUCUCAAUCUCUUCAGGCUCUCUCAACCCCAUUCCCCAGCAGCAAUCUUCUUUGCCAUCCUUGGAAAGCUUAGUUCAAUGUGAACCAUUUCCAGACAGUUUUCCAUCAUUUAAUAGUGGGGAAAUGUCUGAAAGCUUCAUUUCCCAUCAGCAAGCAACAUUCCCACCAUUUUAUACUCUUUAUAAUGAGAACUCUCCGCCGGGAUUUUCAGCCCAAGGAAUUAGCAGCAGCACAUCUCCAGAGCAACAGCUUUCGGUGCAGCAAGCCACAGAUGAUUCAGAGAACUAUGCAGAAAUGUUUCUCAUUGAUGAUCACCAAAGUGUGUCUCUUUCGGUGCCGGGGAACUCUGGGAACUUCAGCUCAACACAGCAAGAGUCUUCUUCUUUAGAGGUGCCACCUGCAGUUCUGGAGAUAAACAGCUAUGGAGGCGAAGAAGAUAUCAGCGCGCUGCUAGACGCAACUGAUGCAGAACAUCCAGAGAGUUUUUGGGAUGAUGAUUUUAAUGAUUUACUAUUCAGCAUCACAAACUGACUUUUAACACUUAAGCCUGUAAUAAACAGCAAAGGAUAUA
This is a messenger RNA of Cuscuta campestris, 3584 nucleotides long. The record is from the annotation of a GenBank genome assembly. NCBI's taxonomy places the organism in Eukaryota, Viridiplantae, Streptophyta, Magnoliopsida, Solanales, Convolvulaceae.